AGUUUGUACCGCAUCCUGCUUCCUGCCUGCGUCCCAGCAGUGGAGGAUCAAGCGAGUGCGCUUAACAAAACUGUCCACGUUUCUCUUCCUCACCUCUGAAUGCGCGGUUGCUGGCAGCACGGUGCAGCACUCUCAGAGCUCUGUGGGAGUGGUGGACGGAGACGGCGAAUGAUGCGGUGCGUGCCCAUCGACUCCUCGACCGUUUUAUUAUUACCCCAUUCUAUUUUCACGAUAUCUCUUCGACAUAAAGUCCUUUGUUUUUUCUUGAGAGCAUUCGAUAUAUAUAACCCGUCAUUGGCCGAGGUCAUGGACCUUUGUAAACGUGUUGCCACGCUGAACGAAUUGGUGUAGAGACGUUUUUCUUCCUUUUCGCUCCUUCAGUAUUGUUUCUUGUUUCCUUCUGUGCACGCCAUCCAUGACAAGCAGCCGGAUCCUUCCAGCAGCGUGCGGCUGGAGCGCGCAGCGUCGCUGCAUGGAAGAGCCGAGCAGUAUGCUGAGAGACAACGCCGGACGUGCGCGCUGAAGAGAAGAAGUGUGGCAGACGACCAAGCAAUAAAGCAAAUAACGAAAGACAACGCGACGAACAGAAAAGACUCCUCGGAUGGCGCGUACGCGUGCUGUGCCACUGCGGCGUUGUAGGACGCAAGCCCGCGCACCACGCUGUCCACCACGCGUCACUCAUGUGCUCCCCGUCUCUCCGUUGGAGCUCGACUGCCCAUACCGUUUGCCUCCGUUGUUGUUGUUGUUGUUGUCACACAGCCUCCUUGCUACUUUUUUCUCCUCCGUUCUUGUUUUCUCUCUUUUCCGUGCCCACACGCACCCACACGCGCACACGCCCCUCGCAAGUCUGUGUUAACCCUUUAAUUCUCUCUUUUCAUCAUCUCACCCAUCCCUACCAAACUCAAAAAAACAAAAACAGAACACAAAACUACUUCUUUUGGCCACUUAAACCCAUCACAAAACACAGCGUCAGAGCCAUGUCGCACAAGCACAUCGACAUCGACAAGGUGAUGUCGGAGCUGACGCUGGAGGAGAAGAUCAGCCUCGUCGGCGGCAAGGACUUCUGGUGCACGCGCGACAUCCCGCGCCUGGGCGUUCCCUCGGCGAUGAUGUGCGACGGUCCCACCGGGCUGCGCAAGAGUCUGAACAUGGACCAGGUGGACUCGGGGAGCGUGCCCGCCACGUGCUUCCCCACUGCCGUCGUGCUGGCGUCGACGUGGAACCGUGCCAUGGUGGAGAAGGUCGGCAAGGCGAUCGGCAAGGAGUGCCGUGCGGAGAACGUGUCGCUGCUGCUGGCGCCCGGCAACAACAUCAAGCGGUCGCCGCUGUGCGGACGCAACUUCGAGUACUACUCCGAGGAUCCGUACGCUGCGGGCCAGCUUGCCGGCGCCUACGUGAAGGGCGUGCAGAGCGAGGGUGUCGGCACGUCGCUGAAGCACUACUGCGCGAACAACCAGGAGACCAACCGCUUCUCGGUCAACGAGCAGAUCGACGAGCGCACGCUGCGCGAGAUCUACCUCGCCGCGUUCGAGAGCAUCGUGAAGGAGGCGCAGCCGUGGAGCAUCAUGGCGUGCUACAACCGCGUGAACAACGAGUACGUUGUGUCGAGUCGCCACAUGCUCACGGACGUGCUGCGCGGCGAGUUCGGCUUCAAGGGCUUCGUCGUGUCCGACUGGGGCGCCGUCGACGACCGCGCCAACGCGCUGCACGCGGGCAUGGACCUGGAGAUGCCCAGUACGUACGGUGUGACCGACGCGCAGCUGAAGAAGCGGGCUGGCGAGGGCAAGCUGGACCUGGAGCAGCUGGACGUGUGCGCGCGCCGCAUCCUGGAGUUCGUGAACCGCGCCGCGGAGACGCUGUCGAGGGGCGCGCCGAAGUGGGACGUCGACGCGCACCACGGCCUCGCGCGCGAGGCGGCCGCGGAGGGCAUCGUGCUGCUGAAGAACGAGCACGCCGUGCUGCCGCUGCACGCGUCGAAGAAGAUCGCCGUGAUCGGCGAGUUUGCGGAGAAGCCGCGCUACCAGGGCGGUGGCAGCUCGUUCGUGAACGCGACCAAGGCGUCGGGUGCGCUGGAGGAGCUGAAGAAGCUUGUGCCAACGCUGCAGUACGCGGCCGGCUACGCGACGGGUGCGACGAAGCACGACGAGGCGCUGCGGGCGAAGGCGGUGGAGGUGGCUGCGGGCUGCGACGCGGCGGUGGUGUUCAUCGGCCUGUCGGAUGCGGACGAGUCGGAGGGCUUCGAUCGCGCGCACAUGCGCCUGCCGGAGCACCACAACGCACUGGUGGAGGCUGUGGCGGCGGCGAACAAGCACACGGUGGUGGUGCUGACCAACGCGUCCGCGGUGGAGAUGCCGUGGGCGAGCAAGGUGCAGGCGAUUGUGGAGGCGUACCUGCCCGGCCAGGCCGGCGGUCUCGCGGUGGCGGACGUGCUGAUGGGCAAGGUGAACCCCAGCGGCAAGCUGUCGGAGUCGUUCCCGAAGCGCUUGGAGGACACGUCGGCGUACCUGAGCUUCCCGGGCACAGUGACGACGACGACGUACAGCGAUGGCGUCUACGUGGGCUACCGGUGCUACGAUAAGCGCCGCAUGGAUGUGCUGUUCCCCUUCGGCCACGGUCUGAGCUACACCACGUUCGAGUACAGCGCGCCGCGCGUGGCGAAGGCUGCGUACGUGGACAACGAGGCCGUGCAUGCGGAGGUGACGGUGACGAACACGGGCAAGAUGGCCGGCUCGGAGGUGGUGCAGCUGUACGUGCGCGACGUGUUGAGCAGCAUCGACCGCCCGGCGAAGGAGCUGAAGGGCUUCGAGAAGGUGCACCUGGCGCCCGGCGAGUCGAAGACGGUGAAGUUCACGCUGGACCGCCGCGCCUUCGCGUACUACGACGUGGCGCGCAAGGACUGGGUGGUGGAGGAGGGCGACUUCGAGCUGCUGUUCGGGUCGUCGUCCCGCGACGUGCGCGGCUGUGCAAUUUUUUUUUUGAAGUCCACGAGCUCUCCUCUACCUCCGAUUUUCACUAGAAACACACUGAUUGGAGAUAUUUGUUCUUAUCCGCCCACCGCCUCCAUGUCGAAGAAGUUGCGCCGAGAUUUUUCUGGCACUUCAAUGAGCCCAGUGUUUUUGCAUAUGUUCCGAACGAUGGAGUCUUCCUUUCCUAUCAGAAUGAAGGUAACGCUCGCUCAAGGCGAAAUUGAUUGGGAAGAUGUUGAUGAGUUUCUGGAAGAAUGCAAGGAGCUUGCUGAUCUGCAGGUGGACACUUCAAGCUUGCUGUGA
Messenger RNA from Leptomonas pyrrhocoris, 3269 nucleotides. Its product is annotated as putative glycoside hydrolase family 3. Gene Ontology annotation, molecular function: hydrolase activity, hydrolyzing O-glycosyl compounds. The coding region runs from base 978 to 3269 and encodes 763 amino acids. Gene Ontology annotation, biological process: carbohydrate metabolic process. NCBI's taxonomy places the organism in Eukaryota, Euglenozoa, Kinetoplastea, Trypanosomatida, Trypanosomatidae. The transcript has a single exon. The record is from RefSeq and is a predicted model, not a curated record.